GUUUUCGAGUAUGGAAGGUCUGCGUGUGUCUGAGUUCUACAGCGGAAUCGGUGGGCUGCACUGUGCGUUUGAAACAUGCGGGACGAAGGGAAAGGUGCUGCACGCGUUCGACAUCAACACAGCCGCCAAUGAAGUGUAUAAGCACAAUUUCCCGGAUACAACCGUACACCAGCGUAAUCUGACCUCUUUUUCAAUAGCUAACCACAACGCUAUGCCAGCGGAUGUGUGGCUGAUGUCGCCCCCGUGCCAGCCCUACACACGACAAGGCAAGCAGAUGGGCUCAAAGGAUAUGCGAGCACAAAGCUUCAUUCAUCUAGUAGACCUCUUAGGCAAUCUGGAUACUCCCCCCAGUUAUCUAUUGAUGGAGAAUGUAUUUGGCUUUGAGAAAUCGGACACGCACGAAGUGCUCGUGGCACAGCUGACCAAACUCAACUACACAUACCAAGAAUUCUUGUUGACACCCGACCAAUUCGGUAUCCCCAAUUCGCGACUCAGAUACUUCUUAUUAGCCAAACGAGCCCCGCGAGCUCUACUCGAUAUUGGACUUCGGUCCAGACAAUCAUUCCAGGCGUUGAAGAAUGCCCUCCAAUUCACAAUAGCUCCAUGCGAUGUGGGUGUGAUCCAGACAACCAUCCCGGGCGAUGGAGAGUGCUUUCCAAGUCCACAGCACCACAACUACCACUAUACUACGAAGGCUGAUGUGGGGACAUCAGAUGAGUCGAACACAACAGAGGGCGGCAAUCCCGCGAUAGAUGUAGCUGAGCAAACAGCGGAAGCUGAUGAUAAAAACAAAACCACAAUAGCGCCAGCGAAACGAAGUUGUGACUCUCCGGUGGUUCGUGAGCGUGAUCCAGAAUCCUGGAAACGGCAGAAGACAGGCAGCGCCCAGUGCAAAGCGCUCUCCCACUUCCUGCAAAGUAGUGAGGAAUUGGCGGGCGAUCGUAUGGCCCCCGGGUUCAUAGCCGAGAAGGUGGUGGUGCAGAAAGGGCCGGUAUGGGACAUAGUGGUGCCAACCGACACCCGCAGCUGCUGCUUCACCAAAGCAUAUUCAAAGUAUCACGAGGGCACCGGUAGUGUCCUGCAGACAAAUACGGAGCACUCGUAUGUAUCGGCAUUUGAACCAAUCAUGGAGGCGCGGAGAAUCUCAAACGAAAACAAGCGAGCCCAAUUCGAAGAGAGCAAAGCCUCAUCGUCACACACCCCUGCGGAAACGCACACACAAGAACAGUCCCAAUCGCAAUCGCAAUCAGAAACAGAGCCGCAGACAUCGGCACAGUCCCUCGUUGACGGAAAAGAAGUACCGCCAACAGAGUCAGACAUCGGAACAGAGUUGCAAACACAAUCAAAGGCAAAGAUCGAGACUACCGAGGAGACAGCAGCGGACAAGUCCCCAGCGGUGGCAAAGGGUAUCAUGUCAGAAGUCCCACGCGAACAAAUUGAUGCUGUAAUGGCUUUGGGGCUCCGAUUCUUGAGCCCCAGAGAAAUCGCUCGGUUGCACUGCUUCCCAGAUACCAUGACAUUCCCAAAAAGUAUAAAUAGAAACUCGGCAUACAAAUUGCUAGGCAAUUCCCUGAAUGUCAGAGUGGUGAGUCGGUUAUUGACAUAUAUGUUUGACAGCCAAAAAGAACAAUAAAUCGAACUUAAUUUAGAAC
This is a messenger RNA of Sphaeroforma arctica JP610, 1652 nucleotides long. RefSeq lists its product as hypothetical. The record is from RefSeq and is a predicted model, not a curated record. Gene Ontology annotation, molecular function: methyltransferase activity. The transcript is spliced from 7 exons. Lineage: Eukaryota; Ichthyosporea; Ichthyophonida. The coding region runs from base 11 to 1633 and encodes 540 amino acids.